This is a messenger RNA of Pedinophyceae sp. YPF-701, 2904 nucleotides long. The record is from the annotation of a GenBank genome assembly. NCBI's taxonomy places the organism in Eukaryota, Viridiplantae, Chlorophyta, Pedinophyceae.
AUGAACCCGUCGGGCAAGACAGGCCGACGACGGACGCUCGAGGGCACGGUGGGGCGCGACGCCGCACACAAGUGCUCGAGAAUAUAUCCGAAAUUCUGUGUACGGCAAGUAAGGCGUGAAGACAGUCCCCGGAGGCGCGCACGCGGCCGCGUUCAACAGCCCGUGCGCCGACCAAGAUCGAGGAUUCCUCACUGGUUUCAGAACCAGGAAACCAUGAUCUCCAUUUCAUCCGUCCUACUUCUCGUGCUCCUGCUGGCCGCGCCCGUGGCGCGCGCGGACCGCGGCGAGGAUUCCGACGACGAAGAGGCUGCGAUGAACGGCGGCGCCGUCGCAGCGCAGGGCUGCACCGCCUCGCCCCUCGCGGGCUACGCGUGCGUUCACACUGCAACUCCCGGCUUCGACGUGCACUGGGCGGCCCCGGGCGCGGACGGCGUCAUGGCGUUCGCGGUGGAGGCGCCGGCGGACCGCGCAUACGUGUCGCUCGGGUGGAGCGACUCCCCAGGGCGCAUGAUCAACGGCUACGCGGUGAUCGGAUGGGCGCGCGACGGCGCUGCGGCGCACGUUGGGAUGUACAAGAUGGACGGACGCAGCGCUAGCGGCGUCCGCGCGACCUCGGAGGUGACCCUGACGGACGCGUCGAUCUCCGUUACCGGUGGGCGGUACGUGAUGCGCUUCUCCAUCGACCCGGCGCGCGCGAACGCGCCGGCGUUCCGCAUGCUUUCUGCGACUGCGGAGAACAACAUGAUUUGGGCGGACGGGGUGGCGAACGGCGCCAAGGGCUCUUUCGCGACGCACCCGCGGCAGGGUGGGUUCCAGAUGACGGUGUCUGGCACGGUCGCGGUCGCCGCCACGCAGGUCCCGGCCACGAACGGGCCAACGGCAACGGCAACGCUGCCUGCCGCUGGCGGGGCUGCGCCCGCGGCGCCGUCGCUGCCGGCGUGCACGGCGUCGACGCUGAAAGCCUCGCAUGGCUUCGACUGCAUGCUUGCGCCGUCGCCGUCAGUGAAGGUGCACUGGAAGUGGCCGACAGCGUCGGGAGGCACUCCGUUCGCAGUUGAGGGCCCCGCGAACGCGCAGUACAUCUCACUGGGAUGGACGGACCGCGCUGGGCUCAUGUUCCCGGGGUACGCAGUCAUCGGCUGGGUCGCCCUGGGCGUCGCACCGCACGUGGGGGCGUACCGCAUGUCGGACCGCAGCGCCGCGGGCGUGGAGCCGUCGUCCGACUUCGCGCUCACGGACGCCAGCAUCGAGGCCAGCAGCGGCAGCUACCUCAUGAAGUUCACGGUCGCGCCUGCCGGGGGCCGGCGCCGCGCCCAGGCCGGUCUCCCACAGCUGUUGUCUUCCAAUGGCCUGAACCAUAUGCUCUGGGCUGUCGGACCCUCACGCACGCCCGGGGGGCCGUUCGGCACGCACCCGCUACAGGGCGGCUUCGAUCUUACGCUCGUUCUCGCCGACGCGGUGCCAGCGGGCCCCAACCAGGGGCCACAGCGGCAGCAAGGCGCGCCUGACACGGGCGGCGCCGCGCCGACGACGCCUGCAUCGGGGGACAGGCAAGCUCCAGCCGCCCCGAAGUGCACAGCGUCGACGCUGCAGGGUGCGACGAGGGCGUACGACUGCAUGCAGUCGGUAGCGGCUGGUGUCGCCAUUCACUGGAUGCUUCCGCGCGCAGAGAGCCCGAACGAGGUUCCUGCAAUGGCGAUCGAGGGCCCCGAGACGAGCUACAUAUCGCUUGGAUGGGGGGACUCCCCGGGGUCCAUGGUGCCUGGGUAUGCGGUGAUCGGUUGGGCUGACACAGGCUCAAACGACCCCCCCCACGUGGGCAUCUACCGCAUGGACGGCAGGAGCGCGGGCGGCGUGACGCCCACGACCGAAGUCGCUCUCAGCUCGGCGUCGAUCAGCGUCGCCAACGGCCGAUACGUCAUGGAGUUUCACGUUGCUGGUACCGCAGGGGCAGGGGCUGCGGCGCGGCGCCGGUUGAGCCAGGGCGCCCCGCGGCUGCUGGACCCGCUCGGUGCAAACAACAUGCUGUACGCGCUCGGGCCGGCCGGAGCAGCGAAGGGUGCGUUCCGCACGCACACCGUCGAUGGCGGGUUCACGCUCAACCUGGUGACGGGCGCGACGGGGUCGACCGGGCACCCGCUGCACGCGACGUUCGUUGCGCACGGUAUCCUCGGUCUCCUCGGCUUCGUCGUGCUGUUCCCCGUCGCGGUGACGUCUGCCGCGCUGAAACAGGGCUUCCGUGGGUGCACUGGUGUCACGACGAUGCCGCUCUGGAUGGACGUGCACCGCGCUGCUGCGUUCCUAGGCCCGGUGUUCGGCGGCGCGGCCGUCGCGCUCAUCGUCGUCAAGGGCAACGGCGGCGCGGGCGCGCAGGGGCUUGCGUUCCCUACCCACCGCGUCCUCGGUUGGGCGGUCGUUGCGGCCGGAGCAGCCAACGUGCUGAUCGGAAAGAUUCGGCCGGGCAAGGACCACCGGUACCGCACGCUGUGGUUCCUGGCGCACCGCGUUACUGGCUACGGCGCGCUGGCCGGAGGCAUAGCAGAGUGUUUCCUGGGCGUCGUGGUGAUGCGCGACGCGGACGACGAUGUCGGCGGGAUGCUGGUGGCGCUCGGCGCGACAGCUGCGACGUCCGCGGUCCUUGCGGCGGUCCUGGGCGUCUCGAUGGCCCUGCUGCGGCGCACCGGUGAUGCGGUGGUGACGCAUGCGGCUCUGUCGCACGACAGCGACAGCAAGGGCACGCUGGGCGUGUUUGCUUCGCCUGCUGCCACGCGGAUGGACUCGAUGGAGCUGAGGACGCUCGCUACGACGGACGUGGGGCCGCUGCAGCUGUUGUCGCAGGGUGCUGUGGGACCGGUGCCUGUGCCGGUGUCGGACAGAGGUGUGCUGUGCGACAGCAGCCGAUAG